Meriones unguiculatus (Mongolian gerbil) is the source of this 2868-nucleotide messenger RNA. It is a transcript of the gene Pdcl, whose product is annotated as phosducin like. The record is from RefSeq and is a predicted model, not a curated record. Gene Ontology annotation, biological process: regulation of G protein-coupled receptor signaling pathway. Bases 164 to 1069 code for a protein of 301 amino acids. NCBI's taxonomy places the organism in Eukaryota, Metazoa, Chordata, Mammalia, Rodentia, Muridae. The transcript has 4 exons.
CCAUGACGCCGGAAGGCCGCCUGAUUGGUCCGCAUAAUCCACUUUCCGUGGCUUUUCUCUCUCGCUCAAGACCUUCGGGCACUUUCUCUAAGCGAGCACUCUUUGUCGGUGACUGGAGCUGCUAGCUAGCCCACAAGGAACUGGCUGAGCGAGGCGAGACACCAUGACAACCUUGGAUGAUAAGUUGCUGGGGGAGAAACUACAGUACUACUACAGCACCAGCGAGGAUGAGGACAGUGACCAUGAAGACAAAGACAGAGACAGGGGAGCCCCAGCCAGCAGUUCCAUGCCUGCGGAGGCUGAGCUGGCAGGUGAAGGCAUUUCAAUCAAUACAGGUCCAAAAGGUGUGAUCAAUGACUGGCGCCGCUUCAAGCAGUUGGAGACAGAGCAGAGGGAGGAACAGUGCCGGGAGAUGGAGCGGCUGAUCAAAAAGCUGUCUGUGACCUGCAGGUCCCAUCUGGACGAUGAAGAGGAGCAACAGAGACAGAAAGACCUCCAGGAGAAAAUCAGUGGGAAGAUGACUCUGAAGGAGCUGAGUACAGUGGACAAGAACUUGGAUGAUGAAGAGUUUCUGCAGCAGUAUCGGAAGCAGAGGAUGGAAGAGAUGCGGCAGCAGUUUCAUAAAGGGCCCCAAUUCAAGCAAGUUUUUGAGAUCUCCAGCGGAGAAGGGUUUUUAGACAUGGUCGAUAAAGAACAGAAAAGCACCCUUAUCAUGGUUCAUAUUUAUGAAGAUGGAGUCCCUGGGACCGAAGCCAUGAAUGGCUGCAUGAUCUGCCUUGCCACAGAGUACCCAGCUGUCAAAUUCUGCCGAGUGAGGAGCUCAGUUAUUGGGGCCAGCAGUCAUUUUACCCGGAAUGCCCUUCCUGCUCUGCUCAUCUACAAGGCGGGUGAAUUGAUUGGCAAUUUUGUUCGUGUCACUGACCAGCUGGGGGAAGAUUUCUUUGCUGUAGACCUUGAAGCUUUCCUACAGGAAUUUGGAUUACUCCCAGAAAAGGAAGUCUUGGUGCUGACAUCUGUGCGAAACUCUGCCACCUGUCACAGUGAAGACAGCGAUCUGGAAAUAGAUUGAACUGAUAAUCUAGUUCCAUAGCUAUCUCAUUGUUUGGGCUGGAGGACACAUGUCUGUAUUUAUUUCUGUCCUUCCUGUGUAUUCUGGCUUUACAGCUGUUCUUUGUAGUCUCAUUUAGUAUGUGGAAAGUCAAGAAAUUCUUAGAUUAAAUCAGAAUGCUGACUCAUUUUGUGGCUAGCAGUAAAGUGACUUCAAAUUAUAUAAACAGGAAGCCAGGCUCUUGAGCUGUUUACUUCUCCAGCAUGACAUUUCUGAUAUUGUUUCUAGUCAAUAUUGACAUGCCACUCUUGAAGGCAAUGUCUUAAAAAUUAUCUUCUGAUGACCUCAGAGUUCUACCAGGUCUGAGAGUAGAAUUCCCUAGUGAAUGUAUGUUCUGUGCAACAUAAAUAGUGCAUUUCCAUAAUCACUUGAUUGCAAAUCAUGUUUACUUGCAAUCAGACUCAUGGCUGUACUUGUUUUCUCUGGAUGCUUCCCCACCAGGGUCUGACUUAAGAGGAUCCAUACAAGGUUGAGAAUGUAGCUCAGGGGUGAGUGCUUAGCUAGCAUGUACAUGGCCCCAAGAUAUCUGAUGCCCAGCACUGUCAAAACUAAACAAAGCGAAAGGUUCCAGAUGCCUGGUGCUGUCGUUAUCAGUGGCCUGCUGCGGGAGUCAGUGGUUCAGUCCACCGUGAUGAAGUAUGAACAGGAAAGAAUGGAUUUUGUAGACGGCUGGGCGGAAAGCAUCUCUUUGACUGACACUGGUAUAGAGCUUGAAAGCCUCAGGAGGACCUUCCUGUACUCCUGUUCAUCAGUGUCUAUUCCUCUCUUAUUUAACAAGGUAACGUCUUGUUUAACCUAGAUUUUUUUUUAAAAGCUUUUUUUUUUGCAUAUUAUGCAAAAAUUUUACUUAGUAGAGGAAAAUUGGCCAAAAAACAGAUGCACAGAUGGUUUAAAAAAUAUAAUUCUACCACCUAAACACUAUGUUUUGGCAUAUUUCAUAUUUAGGUGUUUUUGUGUAUUUGUAGGCUUUUGUUUUUAAAUGACAUUGGGAUCACACUGAGCUACAGUCUGAUCAGAAUUUUUUCAUAUUAUUACUCUUCUGUAACAUUUUAAAAGCUGUUGAUAUUCCAUUGGUAGAGAUACUGUAAUUUUCUUGGUGGCUGGUUUUUAGAAAGAUGGCAAACUUUUUUUUAUGAUAACACCUUUUAUUAUGAAACAUGUUCAUCAGAGAACAUAUGAUAAAAUUAAGCUAAAAAGAUAUUUAAAAGCCAUAAAAUUUUACUACUAAUAAUUCCUGUUACCAUUUUUAUAACUUUUUCUAGAUUUAUGUAUUUGUGUGUAUUUAUAAAAUUUGUCAUUGAAGGUUUUUUUUGUUUUUUUGUUUUUUUGUUUUUUUGUUUUUUCUGUUCUCUUUUGAUUGUUCCUUAAAUUGUAUGUCCUGCUAUCAGGGGAAAUGAAAUGUAACCUGGAAGUAAAUAUUAGCUUUAGUAUUCACACUUGAAAUCUUCGGUUGCUCAGAAACUAACUGAAAAGGAGUCUUGAAACUUGGAUUUAAUCAACAAGAGCAGUGUGUCAUUUUCUGACUAAGGAGCUCAUUGUAGAAGUAAAGAAAAUCAUUAUGAGCAGAGAUAACUGAUGUUAAUGUUCUAGUUUAUUUCCAUUUUUUAAAAAAAAUUUUAAUACAAUUGAUAGUUACUGAAUUCUGUGUUCUACCUUAUGCAAUAGUACGUACUAAAACACUUUGGUAUAAUGUAAAACUUCUGAAUAAGUCAGUGGCUUUAUAAUUCACCAUUUAAAUAAACCAUGCCAUGUUGACCCAG